Papaver somniferum (opium poppy) is the source of this 1344-nucleotide messenger RNA. RefSeq lists its product as uncharacterized. The transcript has a single exon. The record is from RefSeq and is a predicted model, not a curated record. Gene Ontology annotation, cellular component: plasma membrane. The coding region runs from base 330 to 1064 and encodes 244 amino acids. NCBI's taxonomy places the organism in Eukaryota, Viridiplantae, Streptophyta, Magnoliopsida, Ranunculales, Papaveraceae.
AAGAAAUAUCACUCCCCAAGCAUGGCCACUGGCCAGAAUCAACAUGUGCAAUUCUAUAUUCAAAGACUUACUUCAACAGUUUGGAAAUGCCAAAAGCAAAGCAAUUCAAACCCAACUUUCACUCUCUUCGGCUUCCAAAUCUCAAAAUGAAACUUGGUGAUUGGUUGGUCCCAUAACUUCCCUCUUUCCCAAACAAAAGCUUCUUUCUUUCUCUCUUUUCUUGGGCUUUUUGGCCCACUUUGUUUCUUUUAACUCAUUUGAAAAUUACAUAUUUCAUAGCCUCAUUCCUUGCUUCAGAGGUUUUUCUUCGUAACUUCACUUCUUCUAAGAUGCUUCCCCUUCCUCCUGCUCACAAGCAAAGCAAACCUUCUGCUCUUAAUCAAAUUAUCCUAUCUAAAGAGACCAUGAAUUAUCCUCACCCCCACCAUCAACAACAAAUUCCAGUUUCAGAGCCCAAUGUCAGGAAAUCACAUAAACCUAUCUUACUCCGACCACGACGUACCAACCCAAUCAUCUGGUGUGGUGCCUUUUUAUGCAUCAUUUUCAGUAUUAUCCUAAUUGUGACCGGAAUUGUCAUCUUGAUCAUCUUCCUUGCUGUUAAACCAAAACACCCGCUGUUUGACGCCACUGCAGUAAGCCUGAACAGCAUUUACCUCGAUUCGCCAGAGUAUUUCAACGGUGACUUCACCUUCCUAGCCAACUUCUCGAAUCCAAACAGGAAUAUUGAUAUAAGGUUUGAAUACUUGGACAUAGAGCUGUACUUCCAUGACAGGCUUCUUGCAACUCGAUCUCUGAAACCUUUCACUCAAAGAAAAGGAGAAGCGAGACUGGAGGCGAUUCACAUGAUAUCAAGUGAGGUUUACCUGCCUCUGAAUUUAUCCACAGAGCUGAGAAACCAAGUCCAGACAAACAGAGUUCAGUAUAACAUUAGAGGGACAUUCCGAGUUAGAGCUAGUUUGGGUCUCACCCAUUUUUCUUACUGGUUACACGGAAGAUGCCUGCUUGAGAUGACUGGACCUCCAACUGGUGUUCUUAUUGCUCGUAGUUGCAGAACGAAGAGAUGAUAUGGUACAGAUUAUGUUCUUGUUUCUUCUAAUUGAUCAUAUAUUCUUCUUCUCUUUCAUCUUUGGGGAUUUAAACAUGAAAGAAUUCGCACAUUACAUGCAGGCCGAAACCUUGUAGAGAAGAUUGUUAAUUUUAUAUAUCAUAUGGGUUCUGAUAAUCAAGUGGCAAGAGGGUCUUUUAAACCAUACUUUCAACAUAACAGCUAAUGAUAGAUAUUCAGUUUCUUCUUGUAUUUGAUUUACAAUAUUGUUAAUGAUCGAAUGUGAAACAUCCAAGAAA